Cylindrotheca closterium is the source of this 2823-nucleotide messenger RNA. Lineage: Eukaryota; Bacillariophyta; Bacillariophyceae; Bacillariales; Bacillariaceae. The record is from the annotation of a GenBank genome assembly.
AUGAACGAGGGCUCAGAUGAUGAGGUAGCUCCCGUCGACAUUGGGGAGGACACAACUGAACCGAGUCUCAGGGAGAACAUGUCAGAUAUUGCCGCCAAUAUCGAUUAUGUCGACUUUCUCGGUAUGAUGCCAUCUCAGUUGCCAGCUUUGAAUCGGCAGAUGCUAUCAAUGGACUACGAUUCCAAAAGCGAUUCUUCCCACAGCGAUCUCCCUGAUAUAGCAUCUGUUGAUGAUGGGCAAGAUGACACUGCAAAUAUUCUCAUCGAGGAUUUGCCAGAAAGCGCUACAAAUAUCGAUGUGGUCGAUUCCGCGAUUGCACAGCAAAUGAUGAAGCUGUCAGUGGAGGAAAGAGAAAAGGCGUAUAUGGAUUUACAUGGUGUGAAAAUUGGUCCGGUAGAGACUGAGGAAGCCAUCGAUGCUGGACUAGAUGCAUUGAAAGACGAGAUAAACAGGCUGCAGGACAAAGAUGCAUUCAAUCUUGCGUGGUCCAUGAACCCAGAAUAUCUCGAUUUAUUUGGUGAGGGCAAACUGGUGAUGGAAAUUGUGCAGGACGAUCUUGAUCGUGAAGCCAUGGAGGCAAUGUAUUGUGGACGAGGACAAUGGCUGGAUGUGAAGGAUCGGGCAGGAAGGCACGUCAUAGUUACUUUUUUUGAUGAUCAGUUCUCAACAAGGGCUUUGCUUCAGCGAGCAUAUUACAAUGCUAUGACUGGCAUUCGUACUGAAGACGCGCAGAUUCAUGGCUUUGUUGCUAUCAUAUACGCACUAGCUCCUCGUCUAUCAGCCCAACGAGACGUUGUAAAGCAUUUCAAUAUCACGAAGUUUGGCGAUGGGCUUCCAGCUCGAGUUGAAGCAAUACAUUUUUGCCAUUGUGACCAUAUUGCACAAGAGCUAUUUGCUGUUUCGAAGGCAGCCCUAGGUUCUUUCAUCAAGACUAGAACAAGAACUCACCAUGGAACUCACGAUGAGAUAAUGUCGAGUCUGACAGGAUUUGGUAUUGUCCCAGGAACUAUCCCAGUGGCAGAAGGUUGCAAAAUCACAAAUUUGGAAGCCUAUCAUCAACAAUUGGUGGAUUUGCGUACAGCAGAGCGGCGGACACAGCCAAAGAGACGCAAGAUUAGUGUUCCAUUUAAUGUUGACGUUCUUUUUGGUAAAGGAACCCCUUGUCAGAUUCAUCAAGGCAAUGUGCAGCUUCGUCGUCUAGUUUCUCAUCGGUACAAGAUGUAUGACAAAGCUGUUCAAAGAGGACAAAAGAAUAAAAUUGCCCAGGAAACUGUACAUACCGUGCAACAAAAUGCUGGGAUGUUUCUACGACCUGAGGGUGACUCAUGGGUUUGUGUUGAAGAUAAGGUAGCGAGGCAAAAAAUGAAUCAGGACUUACACGAGAGAGCGCUCGUUGAUAAUGGGGAGGGCACGUCAACGAGUCGUAGCGCAGGUAUGGCCGCAACUAUCGAAGAGAACAAUUUUUUCAGUAUGAUGUCAUCUCAGUUGCCAGCUUUGAACCGGCCAUUGCAUUCCGUGGACAACGAUCCUCCUAAUAUGAGACCUGUGGAUGAUGAGGAAGACACUGCAAAAAUCCUCAUCGAUAAGUUACCAGAAAGCGCGACAAAUAUCGAUGUGGUUGAUUCCUUGAUUGCCAAUCAAAUGAUGAAGCUAUCAGUGGAGGAAAGAGAAAAGGCGUACAUGGAUUUACAUGCUGUGAAAAGCGAUCUUAUAGAGACCAAGGAAGCCAUCAAUGCUGGACUAGACUCAUUGAACUACGAGAUAGAAAAAUUGCAGGACAAACAUGCUUACGAUCUUGCUUGGUCCAUGAACUCCAAAUAUGUGGAAAAUCCUUCCUUUCGUUUAGCCUUUCUAAGAGCAGAUUCGUUUGAUGCAAGAAAAGCAGCCCUUCGAAUUGCCCGACAUUUUCAAGUGAAGCUCGAUUUGUUUGGUGAGAACAAACUUGUAAUGGAAAUUGUACAGGACGACCUUGAUCGUGAAGCCAUGGAGGCAAUGUAUUGUGGACGAGGACAGUGGCUGGAUGCCAAGGACCGUGCAGGAAGGCGUAUAAUUGUUAUUUUUUUCGAUGAUCAGUUUUCAACAGAGGCAAUGCUUCAGCGAGCAUUUUACCUUGCUAUGACUAGCAUUCGCAAUGAAGACGCACAGAUUCAUGGCUUUGUUGGUGUCGUAUUCGCCCUCGCUCGACGUCCAUCGCAACGAGAUACAGGUACUGUCAAGCAUUUCAAUUUCACAAGAUCUGCUGAUGGACUUCCAGCUCGCUUUGAAUCAAUUCAUUUUUGCCAGUAUGGUGAGAUUGCACAAGAGCUAUUUGCUGUUUCGAAAUCAGCCAUGCCUGCAAAGAUCAAGACUAGAACGAGAACCCACCAUGGAACACAUGAUGAGAUAAUGUCGAGUCUGGCAGGAUUUGGUAUCGCACCAGGAAGCAUCCCGGUGGCAGAUGGUUGCAAAAUCACAAAUUUGGAAGCCCACCAUCAAUACUUGGUGGAUUUGCGUACAGCAGAGCGGUUGACACAGCCGAGGAGACAUAGGAUCAAUCUUCCAAGUAAAUUUGAUAUUCUUUUUGGAAAAGGAACGCCUUUUCAGAAGCAUCCAGGCAACGUACAGCUUCGAAGUUUAGUAACUGAACAGUAUAAGAUCUAUGAGAAAGCUGAGAAAGGAGAAAAGAGUCAAAUUUCUCAGGAAAUUGUGCGAGCCAUGCAACAAAGUGCAGGGUUAUUUCUACGGCCUGAUGGUGACGCAUGGGUUUGUGUUGAAGAUGACGUCGCCAGGCAGAAAGUUAGCGCCUUGUUCCGAUCAGUUCGCCUCAGAUUCGGGGAAAAAUGA